Messenger RNA from Pyrus x bretschneideri (Chinese white pear), 3159 nucleotides. RefSeq names its product proline-rich receptor-like protein kinase PERK12. The coding region runs from base 396 to 2723 and encodes 775 amino acids. Gene Ontology annotation, biological process: protein phosphorylation. Gene Ontology annotation, molecular function: protein kinase activity; ATP binding. NCBI's taxonomy places the organism in Eukaryota, Viridiplantae, Streptophyta, Magnoliopsida, Rosales, Rosaceae. The record is from RefSeq and is a predicted model, not a curated record. The transcript has 9 exons.
CAAAACCUUAAUAAGAAAAACAAAGGGAGAAUUUUUCGGGAUUGUUUUAUGUUUUUUUUUUUCUAAAUCAUUUCUUUAUUUUUAAUUUUGUUGUUUUGGGUGGCAUUUGGGGGUGGUGUGGGUGGCCUUGAAUGAUUUUCACUUCUCACACAACCACCCCCUUCGUCUGUAUAAUCUCUGGAAUUCCCAUCUCUUCCUCAAACGCGACCAAACGCGAGCUCGAUCGCUUGAUUAAUUUCUUCGAUAAGGAGCUAGGUUUUUGUUUCUACGUACGUACGUGCAUGGUCGCUUGCAUGCAGAUGGAAUACCGGCCGUCUGUACGUACGUGAAGUUUGUACGUAGCUGCUGCUGCUGCGUCCAUGCAAACCUAUCCAACGUAAAAGUUGAAUUAUUGCAUGCACAGGGAGUAUUGGGAAGGAGGAAACUUUGAUAGAAAGGGAAAGGAAGAGUGGUUACCGGUUAAAGCAAGGAGAAUUAUGUCGGAAUCAAAUGAGCAUGACUCUCAUCCUCCUGGCCCAGAUUCACCACCCCAUGACUCAAACACACCAUCGCCACCCCACGAGAGUACCGAGGACAAAUCAACACCGUCAAACUCACCACCCCAUGACUCAAACACACCAUCGCCACCUCCGCCAUCACAAGCGCCCCCUCCGAAAUCAGACCCUCCGCCUCCAAAAUCAGACUCACCUGCCCCAAAAUCUUCACCAUCCCCCAAACCUUCUCCGCCACCAGCAUCUCCGCCGCCAUCAUCACCUCCACCAUCAUCACCAUCUCCGUCUUCUCCACCCCCAUCUUCCCCACCGCCUUCAUCAUCACCGCCAAAAUCACCUUCUCCUCCUCGUCGUUCACCACCACCAUCAUCAUCAAAAGGCAAACCAACAUCCGGAUCAUCACCACCUUCUCCUCCAGCUUCACCACCUCCUCCUAGUAGUACUGAUGGCAAUACUCCCAAACCAUCCUCCGGCGACAGUUCACCAUCUACAUCACCGCCAACUGAUUCAUCACAAGAUGAUAAAGGCUCCCCAUCCUCACCCAGUUUCUCUCAGUCCCCUCCAUCCUCUCCACCUCCAGCUACAACUACAACCAACCCCACCGCCCCAUCUCCUCCUACAGUGCCUAGCGCUCUAGCGGUUCCGGGUUCAGGAGCUACUACAACUCAGCCUGUCCCUCGCCCUGCUAAUUCCACCCCCACCCUCUCCCCUCCCUCAACGAGAAGUCAGGUUACAGGCGACUCAGGGGGUAGUAGUAGGCAUACAGGCACUGUUGUGGGCUUGACGGUAGCUGGAGUUUUCAUCAUUGCCUUGGUAGCCCUCAUUGUUGUGUUUGUAAGGAAGAGAAAGAAGCAGGCCCAACCAUACCCUCCAAAUUACAUGCCUCCCACUCCCGGUCCCCAUGGCGGUAACUUAUCAACUCCAGGUGGAUAUUAUCAUGCGCAGCAACAGAGUUCCGCAACUUCUGGUCCAACAGAAAGCUUCUAUUCGAGUGGACCGCCCGGACCUUCCUCCUAUGAAAACAGCUACCAAGGUAAUCCGCCCAGUUCUGGAGAUUCCGGUCUUAUUGCUGCUACCAAGGUUCAUUUCACCUACGAAGAGUUGAUGGAGAUAACGAAUGGAUUUUCACGUCAAAAUGUUAUCGGUGAGGGUGGUUUCGGAUGUGUGUACAAGGGUUGGAUGCAGGACGGAAGAGUUGUGGCAGUCAAGCAGCUCAAGGCUGGUAGCGGGCAGGGAGAGAAGGAAUUCAGGGCUGAAGUUGAGAUUAUUAGUCGCGUGCACCAUCGUUACUUGGUCUCUUUGGUGGGAUACUGCAUCUCUGAACAGCAAAGAUUGCUUAUCUAUGAAUUUGUUCCCAAUAAAACUCUUGAGCACCAUUUGCAUGGUGCCGGAAUGCCGGUGUUGGAAUGGACCAAGAGACUCAAGAUUGCUUUGGGGUCUGCAAAAGGCUUGGCGUAUUUACACGAAGACUGCCAUCCAAAGAUUAUUCACAGAGACAUUAAAUCGGCAAACAUUCUGCUGGAUGAUGCCUUUGAAGCACAGGUUGCAGACUUUGGGCUUGCCAAACUUACAGACGGCACCAAUACUCACGUAUCCACUAGAGUCAUGGGAACAUUUGGGUACAUGGCACCUGAGUAUGCUAACAGUGGCAAAUUGACAGACAGAUCAGAUGUGUUUUCGUUUGGAGUUGUGCUUCUAGAGCUUGUAACCGGGCGGAAACCCGUUGAUUCUUCUCGACCUUUAGGGGAUGAGAGUUUGGUUGAAUGGGCUCGUCCCCUUCUAAUUCAAGCCCUUGAAACUGGCGACUUGAGCAAAUUAGUAGAUCCUCGGCUUGAGAAGCAUUAUGUGGAGGGUGAAAUGUUCAGAAUGAUCGAGGCAGCUGCUGCUUGCGUGCGUCAUUCUGCUCCAAAACGACCACGCAUGGCGCAGGUGGUGAGAGCAUUGGACUGUGAAGGUGAAUUAAGUGAUCUAACGAACGGAGUGAAAGUUGGGCAGAGUACUGCAUAUGACUCUGGUCAGUACAAUAAGGACAUUAUGAGAUUCAGAAGGAUGGCAUUAGGCAGCGGAGGCAGCUCAGAGAUGUCCAGUGCAGAUUUCACUUCCAGAGAGGUAUCAGGACCCCAAAGUUUAUGGACUCGCCCGGAUGCUUCAAGCGAUGAAUCAGAAACUCGAGCUUUUACCACGCAUGGUGGUGAGCAGAUAAUCAGUGGGAAUCAAGGCAGACGGUUCUAAUUAGAAAGAGUGGCGAAAUAAUUGUGAAUUAAUUUCUGAAUGUCUACACACUCGUCAUCGUGACAUUGUUAACUCAUGGUGCUCCAUAGAGAGAGUUUGGCAAGGGAGCGGGCGACAGAAGAGACUGUUCGUUAUAAAAAGAAAAGAAAAACUGAUUUCUUGACUUAAUAUGACAUAUUAGUGUGUAAGUUAAGCUGCUGCUUCUUUUUCUUCUCCAUUUUUCUUUGUUGAAGGUCGCUCUAUUCUCUAGUUCCCUCAAAGCAUUAGCAGCAGGGAAGAGCUCGUAAAGUUUACUCGUGGUACCUUUUUUUUUAGUCAUUAAUAUGAAGAAUCUGUAUUGAUAGUACAGGUAGAACAAUAAGAUUUCAAUUAAAUGUGCCUAAUUUUUUCAUUUACACGCUUUUGGGAUCUAUGUAUUAAUCGACGAUGCAAUCAU